AUGAGUAGCAGGAACCCUUAUCGACCGUUAGCGGUCGGCAGAGGAGGCUUACCUACUCUUCCACCAAACUAUGAAGACCUUGAACUGGAUUCGAUAAACGACGGACGUCAUGAACCAUCUAUCGAGCAAUUCGAAAUUGAAGAAGGCUUCGGCGCAGAGCCAGUUGAUAGAGAGGGAUUUAUUGUUCGUGCGUCUAUUGCCACGAAAAAGUUUGCUAAUAACUUGAGCAAUAAUGUCUUGCAUCCCGUUACUAGGAUAAUAGAUCCCAUAUACGAAUGCUACAAAUACUUUAACAUACAAUAUGAGAAAUCAAUAUUAAAGUUGGGUAAUCCUUUGGUGGUGAAGAGGUUGCUUUAUGUAUUUUCCGUGAUGGCAUUUGUCUUCUUUGUCACAAAAUGGGAAGUUAGCGACGGAGUUACUGGAAGCAGUGGGGGUGCUUUUACGUCGGGAACAUUCUUUGAUAUUGAUAAAUUGGGUGUUUCUAUACGAAAUUACAUUGAUCCAAAAGUCAUGAAAGAAAACCUUGAGUAUUUUUCUUCGAUGCCCCAUUUAGCUGGUACUAAAGGUGAUUUGGCUCUCAGUAAAUACAUGGAAGCUUACAUGACAAACAACGGUAUCAAAAUCAACAGUUUCACAGAAUUAAGGAGCAAUACAAAUUACCCAACUCUUUCUAAGGGAGGUACUUAUUUAAGACUAUCAGACCAAUCUUUUGAAGCGACGCUCAAUGAAUUCAACGAGGAUGGGAUGGAAUUUCAAGCUUUUAAUCCUAAUUCUCUCAAUGCCAUCGAUGAACUUGAGAGCUUUUACAUAUAUGCGGGAUUUGGCUCUCCAGAGGAUUUUUCAAAACUACAGCAAAACAAUAUAGAUAUUAAAGGCGCUAUACUAUUGGUAAGAUAUGGCGGACUAACUCCUGAUCCAAAUAAAGUUUUACUAGCUCAGGGAAAUGAGGCCAAAGCCGUUGUUUUUAUAUCCGAAAAAUUUGAAAUUGAGACUAAUGGUCGCAAGGUAAUUCAAGAUGAUGUUAUUCAAAAACUUAACGUUGGGUUGACUAGAAUUGCUCCUGGCGAUCUCUUAACCCCUGGCUGGUCCUCAGAAGGUGAUAUGUCUAGAUUAUCAUGGCUGAAAUCUGAUACUACGCCUAAGAUACCAACAAUCCCUAUAUCAUAUAAAGAUGGUGAAGUCUUAAUCUCAAAACUUCAGGGUAAAGGUGUAAAGAUGGAUAAAGUGUCAUUUUCGGGAAUCCGUGGCUCGGAUAUAAAGAUCCAAUUAAAGAUCUCAAAUGAACAAAGACCAACUCAUAAAAUUUGGAACGUCGUAGGAUCAAUUGAAGGAAGAGAACAACCAGAGAAAGGAAUCAUAAUUGGUGCAAGUCGCGAUUCAGUUUGUUAUGGUACAUUAUCAACAAAUACAGGAAGUGUUGUUUUACUUGAAUUGAUUAGGUUGUUUACUUCUUUACAGAGACAGUACAAUUGGUCACCAGCUAGGUCUAUAUAUUUUGUCUCCUUCGACGCUACCGAAUAUAAUUUAGCUGGUGCCACAGAAUGGAUUGAAAAUAGAAGAGAACUGAUCAAGAAAGAAGGGUUUGCCUAUAUUGAUUUAAGUGAUGCAAUUGCUGGUAAUGAACUUUCCAUUAAGGCGCAUCCAUUUUUACAUGAAGUUAUCAAAAGAGCCUUGAAAAAAGUUAAGAUCGAUGGAAGUGGUUCGGAUCAUCCAAAUACUCUUUAUGACCUCUUCAAAAAGGGCAAUGGAAAAUCAGAUACAAUAUCCAACAAUUUGAUCGAAAACAAGAAUUACAUUCCUUUUAUAAAUAUGAUGAAUAUCCCUUCUUUGGAAAUGAAGUUUUCUGGAAUGAAGUAUCCCGAGAAUUCUUGCUUCGAUAAUUUUGAUAAUUUUGAAAAGUUUGAAGUUGAUGUAAACAUGGAAAAACAUAUACAGUUGGUUGAGGCAUUGUCGUUAGUUAUCUUAAGUUUAGCUGAAGAACCUAUUGUUCCCUAUGAUUUUGAUAAUUUAGUCAACAAAUUACGCGAUUAUGAAGGUGAUCUAGAGAAAUAUGCCGAGGAUAUGACCAACGAUGGGGAAUCUGCAUUGAGUUUUGACUUGUUCAAAAAGUCUAUAGAUAACUUGAAGUCAAGCUCUAUGAAAUAUCAAGAAUGGGCUCAGGAAUGGAGAAAGUUUUUAACUAGUUCAGGAGAGAUGGAGCCUUCUCUUAUUGCCAUGAAUAGAUGGAAGAGAAAUGAUAAUAUGAUUGAAUUCAAUCAGCAGUUCUUAUCUAGCGAAUCAAGGCCUGCGAGAACCGGCUAUAUUAAUCAGCUUUUUGGGGUUUCGUAUAUGGCCCCCCUGGUAUUCAACGACGAAUAUGAGUGGAAUACUUUUCCGUCUAUUAGAGACAACUUAUACUAUAGAAAUUUCGAGGAGGCACAGAAUCGCAUAAUAUACCUCUCAAAGUUGAUUGAAGUGGCCUCGGAGCGUCUUCUUCAAAUUUAA
Molecule: messenger RNA, 2484 nt
Organism: Priceomyces carsonii
Lineage: Eukaryota; Fungi; Ascomycota; Pichiomycetes; Serinales; Debaryomycetaceae
Product: putative zinc metalloprotease
Exons: 1
Coding region: 1-2484 (827 amino acids)
Molecular function (GO): carboxypeptidase activity
Source: RefSeq, a predicted model, not a curated record